Messenger RNA from Cricetulus griseus (Chinese hamster), 1248 nucleotides. The record is from RefSeq and is a predicted model, not a curated record. NCBI's taxonomy places the organism in Eukaryota, Metazoa, Chordata, Mammalia, Rodentia, Cricetidae.
AUGGCGGAUUGCCCAGGGUACAGUCUGUCUGGCGUGGCUGCCUCCUUGCUCUUCAUUCUGCUGACUGUGAAGCACCCAGAUGAAUUCAGGGUCACUGGUCCUGCCCUUCCCGUCCUGGCCAAAGUUGGGGAAGAUGCCCUGCUGACAUGUCAGCUCCUCCCCAGGAGGACAGCAGCACACAUGGAGGUGAGGUGGUACCGGUCCGACCCCGAUGCGCCUCUGAUUGUGCACCGGCAUGGAGCCCAGGUGGCAGGGCUGCAGGUGGAAGGCUACAGAGGCCGGGUGGAGUGGACAGAGGACAGUGCUGACGAGGGAAGUGUGUCUCUGAGGAUUCGCCAGAUCCACCCAGGUGAUGACGGGCAAUACUGGUGCCGAUUCCAGGAGGGGGACUACUGGGGAGAGGCGAGCGUGCUGCUCCAAGUGGCAGCCCUAGGAUCAAACUCAAACAUCCACAUAGAGGGACCUGGAGAAGGAGAGGUCCAGCUCGUGUGCAUCUCCCAGGGCUGGUUCCCUGAGCCUGGGGUCUACUGGGAGGGCAGCUGGGGAGAAAAGCUGUUGAGCUUCUCUGAGAAUCACAUGCUGGGUGAAGAUGGGCUGUUCUAUGUAGAAGACACACUAGUGGUCAGGAACGACACUUCAGAGACCAUUUCCUGCUCCAUCUACAACCGUGACCUCAAAGAGGCCAAGGAGGCCACCAUUGUCCUGCCAGAGAAACUGCAGACAGAGCUGGCCACCUCAAGAGUGACUGGACCUUCCCAGCCCAUUCUUGUCCGAAUCGGAGAGAACAUAGAAUUAACUUGUCACCUGUCACCUCAAGCUGAUGCUCAGAGCAUGGAGGUGAGGUGGGUCCGAUCCCACUAUUAUCCUGCAGUCCAUGUGUCUGUGGACGGGGCCCACUGGGCUGGAGAGCAGAUGGCGGAAUACAGAGGAAGGACUGUGGUGAUGCCUGAUGCCAUCCAUGAAGGGAAGCUGACCCUGCAGAUACAUGAUGCCAGAAUUUCAGAUGAUGGGGAGUACCGGUGCCUUUUUGGGAAAGAUGGUGUCUACCAGGAGGCCCGUAUGGAUGUCCAGGUGAUGGUUUCAGACUCCAAGAUAGCUUUGUUAUGGAUGGCCCUGCCUGUUCUGGUGCUGCCUCUUGCCAUGGCCAUUGACCUGAUCAAGGUGAAGCACCGCUCCAAAGACCCCAAACACCACAGCAAUCAGCAAAAUCUCAAGAAUGAUGAAAGCCACAGGAGGGUUUCCCUCUGA